Messenger RNA from Arachis duranensis, 1513 nucleotides. RefSeq names its product probable protein phosphatase 2C 25. NCBI's taxonomy places the organism in Eukaryota, Viridiplantae, Streptophyta, Magnoliopsida, Fabales, Fabaceae. Gene Ontology annotation, biological process: protein dephosphorylation. The transcript is spliced from 4 exons. Bases 79 to 1239 code for a protein of 386 amino acids. The record is from RefSeq and is a predicted model, not a curated record. Gene Ontology annotation, molecular function: cation binding; protein serine/threonine phosphatase activity.
AUCAGAGAGAAAGAGAGACCAAUUCCAACGUUUCAAAUCGAAUUGAAUUGAAUUGAAUAGAAUAGAAUAGAAUAGAACAUGUCUUGCUCCGUCGCAGUUUCCAAUUCUCCAGUGUUCUCUCCUCCGUCAUCGCUAUUCUACUCCAAGCCUUCAAUCAUUACUUCAAUUUCUGCUGCUGCGGCUUCUUCUACGGCGUCGUCUUGCUCUUCUCCCGCUUCUUCUUCUUCUCCUUCUCCUUCUUCUCCUUCUUCGUCGCCGUUGCGUCUUCGUCUUCCCAAGCCGCCUAUUCCCGCUUCGCUUUCCGGUGUUGUUGCCGUUUCAGCUUCCGCUACGUCACCAAACGGCACCGUUUUGAAGAGGAAGAGGCCUGCUAGGCUUGAUAUACCUGUUAGCUCCUUGGCCUUUGGGAUUCCCCCCACACCCUCUGCUGCGCCGCCGCGUGAUGUUGUGGAGGAGGAGCGUGAUGCGUUCUCUGUUUAUUGCAAGAGAGGGAGGAGGGAGUACAUGGAAGAUCGCUACUCCGCUGCUGAUAACCUACGCGGACAACAAAAACUGGCAUUUUUUGGAAUUUUCGAUGGGCACGGUGGUGCAAAGGCUGCCGAAUUUGUGGCAAAUAACUUAGAAAAGAAUGUGUUAGAUGAAGUGAUUAUUAGCGAAGAAGAAGAUAGCAUUGAGGAGGCUGUGAAGCGCGGUUAUCUCAAGACUGAUUCUGCUUUCUUGAAAAGCGAUCUCCAUGGCGGAUCUUGCUGUGUCACCGCUUUGAUUCGCAAUGGUAACCUUGCUGUGUCCAAUGCCGGCGAUUGCCGCGCUGUUAUAAGCAGAGGAGGGGUUGCUGAGGCCCUCACUUCCGAUCACCGCCCUUCCCGGGAAGAUGAAAGGGAAAGAAUUGAGACUCAGGGUGGCUAUGUUGAUCUGUGCCGCGGUGUAUGGAGGAUCCAAGGAUCCCUUGCUGUGUCGAGGGGAAUCGGCGAUAGGCACCUAAAACAAUGGGUGAUCGCCGAACCCGAGACCAAAGUUAUCAGGAUCGAACCUGAACAUGACUUGUUAAUCUUAGCUUCAGAUGGAUUAUGGGAUAAGGUUAGUAACCAAGAAGCAGUAGACAUUGCUCGACCUCUUUGCGUAGGUAGCAGCAAGCCGCAGCCAUUGCUGGCAUGUAAAAAGCUUGUAGAUUUGUCCGUUUCGCGUGGCUCCAUGGAUGAUACAAGUGUUAUGCUUAUCAUGCUUGGCCGUUACAUUUGAACUUUGAAGAAGAAGAAGAGAGAAGAAUGGGGAUACCCUGAUGAAUAGAAGAGUAGCUUUGAUUCUUUUCUGUAUAUACCUGAUGAUGACAGACAUUUACUACAAAAUUUUUCGCACCCUUAGACAGGCAGAGAAAUUAACAAAAUGACAUUAGCAUUUUUUAUUUUUUAUUUUUUCACCCUAGAAUGAUAUUUUGAUGUAAUAAGCAUUCUUUAUACUUCAUUUAAUGCCAAUUCAAUUCAUUUUUCCAAGUUGGAACUUGGAAGUGAUCAAA